Molecule: messenger RNA, 3803 nt
Organism: Spodoptera exigua (beet armyworm)
Lineage: Eukaryota; Metazoa; Arthropoda; Insecta; Lepidoptera; Noctuidae
Source: the annotation of a GenBank genome assembly
AGAAGAUACAAAGAAUAGGUAUGAUUAUGAUGACGGGCGAAAAAUCAGAAACAGAAAUGCUGCGAAUCAAAAUACAAUAGUCGGCAGACAGUGUACAUUACUGUAAAUAAGAUUAAAAGAACAUAUUACUGUUGGAGCAUAUUAUUUUAAUAAAGUGUGAAACACAUCUAAAUAAUUUUAUUGUUUCAUUAAAAUAACUAUGGACAAUCCAUGCAUAUUUUUGGGCAUUAAGAUAAAGCCUGGUCCAAUAGAAAGAUGUAAAAUUGAAAACUUUGCAUUAGACAAUACUGUUGAUAGUCUUAAAAAUGAAGCAGAAAAGAAAACAAAUGUACCAUCAGCUUCCUUAGAACUAAUACACCAUGGGAAAAUUUUGAAAGACGAUGUCACUCUUCAAGAUAGUGGUGUAAAGAAUGGCGAGAUGAUCCAUGUGGUCAAGAAGAAAGUACAGGUUGCGCCAGCCCCACAACCUACAUAUUUGGAUGCAGAGCUGCAACAGCUCAACACAUCUUUGAGGACAUUGGGGUGUACGCCCAAUGCUCCUGGAUGGACAAGAGCAAUGCAGCUAUUAAAUGACGAAUCUGCAAUGGCUGAGAUUAUUGAGCAAGCACCAUCCAUUGGAGAGGACUGUGUGGCACUAUCUAUUCUACAUGAGGUGGAACUGUUAGCGGCUUUAGGGGCAAACAUCCAUACAAUGCGCCGAGGAGCUACAGCUCACCCUCAGCUACCGGCAGCUUUGCGACACCUGACGAGACUCGUGCGUUCACGAUCUAAUACAAGCUCUUCUAAUGAAAGUGUGCCAACUUCAGGAUUUGCAUAUUCAUUGGAAGCAUUGUCUGAGGAUGAAGAUGCAGACGAGGAAGAAAAUGAGGAAGGUGAAAGGAACCCCAUCACUCAUGAGCAGUUUGCUGCUGCCCUACAGGCUGCGACGGAAGCCGUGUCGUCUACAAGCAGUCGAGCUGCAGGAAGUAACGACAGCUUAUUGAGGUUGCUCCAAUCUGCCGGCGAGUCCAGCAGGACCACCUCGUCAGCAACAGAGUCUGGCACGCCCACUGGCGUAGGUUCCAGUUCCACACGCCCCCUGAUAACACCGGAGAUGUUCAGUGAGGCGAUCUCAGAAGCUAUGAAUAGAGCAGGUAGCGCAAGGAACACUGCCGGCACUCCAAUGGAUCAGAGCACAGCUGCGUCAUCUUCACAAAGUCCGGUGGCGAGGGAAGGUGGUCAAGAUUUCUCAACGCAACUCAACCACAUGCACGAAAUGGGUUUGCUCGACGAUGCUUUAAAUAUACGUGCAUUGCUUAUUUGUUCAGGCGAUGUUAAUGCUGCUAUAAACCUUGUCUUCAGUGGAGCAAUUGGAGAUGAUUAAAUUAUACCCACAUUAUAAAACCAAGGAAAUGAAUUGUAACAAUGUCAGUGAUGUAUUUUUCUUUUCUCAUUCUUUAAUAUGUAGAUACCUUAGAUACCUUGUUAUGUUCAAUUUACUGGUUUGUUAAAGAAAGAAACUUAGGACUUCAAUGAAUAUAAUUAUUACCUAUAGAUUUAUUAAUCCAUUGUCAAUAUUUACUUUUAUGAGAAGCAUUAAAAUAAAUACUAAAACAACUUUUUAAAUAUAUUUAUUACCUGGUAAUUUUGAAAUACUGCUUUAAAUUAUCACGGGAUGUAAGUCUAUAAGGGUAAGUAUAAUAAAAUAUGAUAGCUAUACACUCUUCAUAAUAUAUACAUAAUUGAACCAUAAUCAACUCGAAUAAAUAUACCUAAUAUAAUAGUUUUUCGAAAAAUGUUAUUUAUAAUUCAAUUCAGAAUUACUAAAUUUACAUUUUAAUAAAUUGGUUGCUUGAUAAAAUAUAAAAAAAUAUGGUGCACUUUAAAACCAUAAUUUUCUUGUGUCCAUAUUUAUAGUGCUGAGGAAAAUACAACUAAAAUGCACUAUAUUGCUGUAAGGUGACCUUAAAUAAUUUUCUGUUUCUAAUAUUUUCAUAUUUCUCGCGGACAGUUACAGCGUGAAAUCAAAAUAGUCAAGUUACUUAUUUAGACUCAACAAUUCUAAAUUCUACACACCUAAGUGUAAGUGUUAAAAUUUUAGAUCAUAAAUAACGAUCUUGCAGAACUAAUUCUAAUCUUGCAGAAUUAAUGUUUCAUUUUAUAAUUCAUGUUCCUUCUAAAAAGUUUCUUGUGAGUGCUGUUGUCGCCUUUAGCACGGCAUUGCUCCCGCCUUUGCAUGCGUCUGAAGUACCAACCAGCAUUGUUGGGACUUGUCUCACCAAAUAGUUCACGUUCCAGUUUCUUCCGAGCUUCUGUUCUCAGGACAGCUCUCUUGUCAAACCAAUUUAAAUCAUCAUUUCUGACUAUUUUACUAGUUUUGUCAGAUUUCGAAAGCUUGCUUCCGCUUUUCUUAUUGUUUGAUUUAUUUUGCUUAUCAUCCAUAUCCGAAACUUGUCUUAUAUUGUUUUUCUUUUCAAAAUCUCGACUAAAAACAUCUAGAUCCGUUUUUUUAAGAACAAGCUCAUUUUCUUGAGAUGAUGUUAUAGAAAAUUCAUCAUAAUCUUUCAAGUAACCUCCUUUCAUUUCCCAUUGUUCAUACUUAUUCCUUCUCUUCUGUUUCUUGUGUAGUUUUUGUCUAUCCCUUUUUUUUAAGUCCUGUUUAAGUUUAGGCCCAACAUAUCUAUCAUCUUUUUUUAGCUCUUCUUCACUUAAAAUGUCUAAAAGCACAUCACUAACUUUUUUAUUCUUUCGUUUUAUGGUAUGAUCUUUGGUUUCCUUAUGGUUGCUACUACUUGCAUCUCUUUUUUGGAUUUUAUGUCCAGAUUUUAAUGAGUCCGCAUAAGUAAACUUUUUCCCUAUGAGUGGUUCAUUUGGAAUCACCUUAUCACCUUUGACUGGUUCAGCAUCACCAAUACUAUUUAAAUCUGUUUGCUCUUUGAGAUUUUCAUCUUGUGUUACUUUUUGCUCUUCUAUUAUACUUGUUAAUGGUGUUUUCAUAUUAUUUACAAUUUUUUUUAAUGUUUGUUCUUCAAUUUUCAUUCUUCUUGCUACUUCAUCAUCUAACCAACUUUUAUUUUGCUGGUAAAUAUUUUUUAAUUUCUCAAUGUCACUCAUAAAUUCCUUUUCAUAUUCUGGUUGUAUUACAUGACUAUUUAAAUUUUUUUCAAUGUUGAUAUGGUCAUCUAUGCAUUUUGUAAUUUGUUCAGUAUUUUUACUGCUGAGAGGCUCCUCGUAUAUCUUUUUGCAUCUCUGUUGUUUAAAUGGUAUCUUUUCUGCGUUUAAUUUUCUCUGCAUUUGUAUGCUGCUCACAAGUGUAAGUUCUUUUAAUUUAUUUCGGAGAUAUGCAUUCUCUUCUUGCAGUUUAUAUAAAUUGGACAAUAUUUUGUUAAUUGAAGGUGUUGUAUGCACUGAACACUCAUUUCGAGCACCCCACAUAUGUCCAAUAGCUACUCCUGCAGCAGUAAUGACACUCCCUAACAUAAUAAUAUUGAGUACUGUGCUGAGCCUUUUGUUCCUUCUGUGAACAUAUGUUUUGUGUUUACCAGUAUUUUCUCCAAGAAAGUUAUUCUCACACCUUAUAGAUUCAUGGUGAUUUUCAAUAUUGGGAGCAAGUGGAUUAACCGAAUUAAAUGGAUUUGUUAUUUCAGUAGGACGGUUCUCAUCUUUAACACAUUUCUCAUAAUUCAUUUCACUAGGUGUUGAUGAUUCGGGUUCACUGUCACUGAUGACAGAUAUUCCAUCUGUGUCAUCAUCUUUAUCAAGAUGUGCAUCAUUAAUAGCUCUGUAAAAAUAAUACAAUUAUCAGCUAUCAAAUUGACAUUACC